Lodderomyces orthopsilosis Co 90-125 is the source of this 597-nucleotide messenger RNA. It is a transcript of the gene TEM1, whose product is annotated as Ras family GTPase. Gene Ontology annotation, molecular function: GTPase activity; GTP binding. NCBI's taxonomy places the organism in Eukaryota, Fungi, Ascomycota, Pichiomycetes, Serinales, Debaryomycetaceae. The coding region runs from base 1 to 597 and encodes 198 amino acids. The transcript has 2 exons. The record is from RefSeq and is a predicted model, not a curated record. Gene Ontology annotation, biological process: regulation of exit from mitosis. Gene Ontology annotation, cellular component: spindle pole body.
AUGGACGAGGAACAAGACCAAAACAACCAAGUCGCAUUGAAAAUAGGCUUAAUUGGAGAUUCCCAAAUAGGUAAAACUUCGUUAAUGGUGAAAUAUGUCGAGGGUUCCUUUGAUGAAGAUUAUAUACAAACACUUGGUGUCAAUUUCAUGGAUAAACGAAUACAAAUAAGAAAUACCACAAUCAUGUUUUCCAUAUGGGAUCUUGGAGGGCAAAAAGAAUUUAUCAAUAUGCUACCGCUAGUCUCAAAUGAUGCGGUUGCAAUUUUAUUUAUGUUUGAUCUCACACGAAAAUCGACUCUUAAUUCAAUUAAAGAAUGGUAUCGACAAGUAAGGGGGUUCAAUAAGACGGCCAUUCCGUUCCUCAUUGGCACAAAAUAUGAUCAAUUUAUAGAUUUAUCAUUUCAAGACCAAAUUGAAAUCACACAACAAGCUAAAAAGUUCGGAGCAGCAAUGAAGGCGCCUGUUAUUUUCUGCUCAACCAGUCAUUCAAUAAACGUACAGAAAAUUUUUAAGAUUAUCUUAUCAAAAGCAUUUGAUUUGAAGUUGAAUUUGGAUGAAAUUGUCAAUGUGGGAGAGCCUAUAUUGAUUUUCAAAUAA